Ricinus communis (castor bean) is the source of this 2053-nucleotide messenger RNA. RefSeq names its product threonine synthase, chloroplastic. The coding region runs from base 216 to 1817 and encodes 533 amino acids. The record is from RefSeq and is a predicted model, not a curated record. The transcript has a single exon. Gene Ontology annotation, cellular component: cytoplasm. NCBI's taxonomy places the organism in Eukaryota, Viridiplantae, Streptophyta, Magnoliopsida, Malpighiales, Euphorbiaceae. Gene Ontology annotation, biological process: L-cysteine biosynthetic process. Gene Ontology annotation, molecular function: threonine synthase activity; pyridoxal phosphate binding.
CUUCACUUGCAGUAAAUGCAACUGUGCAAGUGGAACUACAAAACGAAAUUACAAGAACAACAACCCUAUCAGAUCUUGGCACCCUUUGUUCAAAUAAAAACCCAUCAGAUCUUUGGUCAAAAUAUAAACUCACUCUCACUUCCCCACAUCUCGCCAACCCAGAUACACCUUUCUUCAAGCUUCCACCUUUUUCUUUCUCUCUCUCUCUCUCUCCAAUGGCCGCCUCUUCACUUCUCCAAUCUCCCCACCUUAAUAACCCCAAACUCACCUCUAAACCGAAAUCCAUUUUUCAUAAUGGACAUAAACCCAUUCCCUAUUUUCUUUCCAUCAGAGCUUCCACCUCUGAUCCAUCCCACACUCCGUCUCCAACUCCAACUCCAACUCCAACUCCAACAACCUCCAGUAGAGGAUGCAACAUUCGCGACGAGGCCCGUCGCCAGAACUUAUCAAACCCACCGCCCAGCAACAAUUUCUCCGCAAAGUACGUUCCUUUCAAUGCAGGACCUGCUUGUACAGAAUCCUAUUCACUCGAUGAGAUCGUUUACCGCUCUCAGUCAGGUGGGCUCCUUGAUGUUCAGCAUGACAUGUCUGCUCUCAAGGCAUUUCCGGGUUCUUACUGGCGUGCCCUUUUCGAUUCUAGAGUAGGGAAGACUAACUGGCCUUAUGGAUCCGGAGUUUGGUCUAAAAAGGAAUGGGUUUUACCUGAGAUAUCAAGUGAUGAUAUUGUCAGUGCAUUUGAAGGGAACUCGAAUCUGUUUUGGGCUGAGAGAUAUGGUAAGCAGUUUCUGGAUAUGAAUGAUUUGUGGGUUAAGCAUUGUGGGAUUAGUCAUACUGGGAGUUUUAAAGAUUUGGGUAUGACUGUUUUGGUUAGUCAAGUUAAUAGAUUGAGGAAAAUGAAUAAACCUGUUGUUGGUGUUGGCUGUGCUUCUACUGGUGAUACUUCUGCUGCAUUAUCUGCUUAUUGUGCUUCUGCUGGUAUUCCUUCUAUUGUAUUUUUACCAGCUAAUAAGAUUUCCAUGGCUCAAUUAGUACAGCCUAUUGCUAAUGGAGCUUUUGUUUUGAGUAUUGAUACUGAUUUUGAUGGGUGUAUGCAGUUAAUACGAGAGGUUACUGCUGAGUUGCCUAUUUAUUUAGCUAAUUCAUUGAAUAGUUUGAGAUUAGAAGGGCAAAAAACUGCUGCAAUUGAGAUUUUGCAGCAGUUUGAUUGGGAAGUGCCUGACUGGGUUAUUGUUCCUGGAGGUAAUUUAGGGAAUAUAUAUGCUUUUUAUAAAGGGUUUUAUAUGUGUAAGGAGUUGGGACUUGUGGACAGGAUUCCUAGACUAGUUUGUGCACAAGCUGCUAAUGCAAAUCCUCUUUAUCUGUACUAUAAGUCAGGGUGGAAAGAUUUUAAACCUGUUAAAGCAAGUAGUACAUUUGCAUCUGCUAUUCAGAUUGGCGAUCCUGUUUCAAUUGAUAGAGCUGUUUAUGCAUUGAAAAAUUCAAAUGGGAUUGUUGAGGAAGCUACUGAGGAGGAGCUAAUGGAUGCAAUGGCACAAGCAGAUUCUACUGGGAUGUUUAUAUGUCCACAUACAGGGGUGGCAUUGUCAGCAUUGAUUAAGCUCAGGAAUAGUGGAGUUAUAGGGCCUACUGAUCGAACAGUGGUAGUGAGUACUGCUCAUGGGUUGAAGUUUAGUCAGAGCAAGAUUGAUUACCACUCUAGUGAUAUUCAGGACAUGGCUUGUAGGUUUGCUAAUCCGCCUGUGAGUGUUAAGGCAGAUUUUGGGUCCGUCAUGGAUGUUUUAAAGAAGUAUUUGUUGAGUAAAGAAACAAAGUAUUAGAUUGAUCUUAUGAGCAUAUGCGUUUGACUUAUGCGGCUCAAUCUCAUUACUGUCUUCAAAUAGGCAUCUAUGUUGUCAAUUCUUAUGAUUGUUAGAGAUCUCUUGAUAGCACUUUGAUUUGUCUUGCCCGGUAGUUCUAGAAGAGGGAAACCACAUGUAUGGCAAUGUAACCAUUUUUCGACGGGCUGUCAUCAUUUGGAUUUAAAGAAAAUUUUUAUUGAGCUUUUUGCUUUAAA